AUCAAAUUUCUUCCAUUAAUUCGAAGCAAUUGAAUCACAAUUCGUUGCCUUGCAUGGGAUUGGGAUUGUAUUGGUUCAAAGAUGGUGGAAGAUAAUAAAGAUUAUAAAAAAAAUAAAAAUUUUAAAAACUGGCCCGAUCUGAGGCUAUCAAAAAUUCCACCUGUACACGUUACCCCAUGAUUCAUAAAGCCUGGAUUGAAACUACUGGCAGACCGGCUAUCAUCGGUCAUCUUCCUGAGACGUCCCCAUAAUGUUAUUUGGAUUUAUGCCGGCCGUUUGAGGUUCGGGGAAAAACAGAAGAAACUGUAAAAAUUAAAAUUCGAUUAUCUCAUUCUGUCCUUUCCUCCUCGUCUUCAGAAAUUAAUCUAGGCCGCUUCUGAUUUUGCUAACAAGAUUCGCCGGCGCGUGCUUACAAUCGAAUCAAUUAAAUGGGUCGCAGCGCAGUGCCGGUGUCGACGUCUUCCGCGGUGGGGCUGGCUGUAGCCGCUAUCGAGCUCACAGAAUCCUCCAGUUGGUGGCACGACAUCAAUGAUUCUUCGCUCUGGCAAGAUCGUAUCUUCCACGUUCUCGCUGCUCUUUAUGGGAUCGUCGCUAUUGUUGCUCUGGUUCAACUAGUCCGUAUACAACUGAGAGUACCGGAGUAUGGUUGGACCACGCAGAAAGUCUUUCACUUUCUCAAUUUUUUGGUGAACGGCGUUCGAUGUUUUGUAUUUGUAUUCCGCCGGAAUGUGCAGAAGGUAAAGCCGGAGAUUGUCCAACAUAUCAUACUUGACUUGCCAAGUCUUGCUUUCUUCACAACGUAUGCACUCUUGGUCCUAUUCUGGGCAGAGAUAUACUACCAGGCACGUGCUGUGUCUACUGAUAGACUGAGGCCAAGCUUCUACGUAAUCAAUGCUGUGGUUUAUGCUGUUCAGAUUGCUUUGUGGUUGAUAUUAUGGUGGAAACCCGUCCGUUUAUUGGUCAUCCUAUCUAAGAUGUUCUUUGCAGGGGUCUCUUUGUUUGCCGCCCUUGGGUUUCUUCUCUAUGGUGGAAGACUUUUCCUAAUGUUGCAACGCUUCCCUGUUGAAUCCAAAGGUCGGCGUAAGAAGCUACAAGAGGUUGGCUAUGUGACCACAAUAUGUUUUUCAUGUUUUCUUGUCAGAUGUAUUAUGAUGUGUCUUAAUGCAUUUGAUAAAGCUGCCGACCUUGAUGUCCUGGACCAUCCCAUUCUUAACUUCAUAUAUUAUCUGUUGGUGGAGAUAGUGCCUUCUUCGUUGGUCCUUUUUAUUCUAAGGAAGCUGCCUCCCAAGAGAGGUAUCACGCAGUACCAUCCAAUUCGCUGAAAGGAUACAUAUGGAGGUAACUUGAAGGGAGGUUGUCAUCACUCAUCAAUGCUUCUCUGAUUUCUUGGACGCUUCUUACACUCCAAGAAUAGUUUUAGAAGAUAACAGAAGCCUACCUUUCCUAUGUUUCCAGGGACAAGUUUAAUGUCAUGGUAUGUAGAUUUCGAAACGAUUUGUCAUUUGAUGAAUUGGUUGUCUAUGUGCUGUGUGUUUUUGCUGCGAUGUUCUCUGGGAUAGUGGCUGCUUUUCCAGUUCAGCAAUUCGACCCAUGAGCGGCCACUAUUAGAAGAGAACAGUGGUAUGGUGUAUCAUAUAGUCCUGAGUAUUCCUAUUUAUCACAUCCAGUUCAUAGAUACCAGCUAUCAUUCAUGUCUUAUGUGAAGCAUAAAGUGUACCUUCUUAAAUUAUCUUAAUGUCUCUGAGAGCGUAUAUAAUCCCAAGUUUAUAUCUGGUAA
Molecule: messenger RNA, 1777 nt
Organism: Prosopis cineraria
Lineage: Eukaryota; Viridiplantae; Streptophyta; Magnoliopsida; Fabales; Fabaceae
Product: tobamovirus multiplication protein 3-like
Exons: 11
Coding region: 429-1322 (297 amino acids)
Source: RefSeq, a predicted model, not a curated record